CGCUUGUGGCGAGUGCUGUGUACGUGCGCGCCUUCAUGGAGGCGGAGGCGGUGGGAGGUUUUAAGGAUACGGCGGCGUCAGUGGAAGCGUCGACGGUGUUUCCGGGGUUCAAGUUCUCGCCGACGGACGUGGAGCUUAUCUCGUACUACCUGAAGCGGAAGAUGGACGGCUUGGAGAGGUCCGUCGAGGUUAUACCGGACGCCGAUAUCUACAAUUUCGAGCCCUGGGACUUGCCCGGUUUGUCUUCGUUCCGAUUCUUUCUUCUACUUCGAACUUGCUCUUGCUGUUCGUGGUUUCGCCCUCAUGAAUCAGGAAGAAAUAAACAUAGCACUUACUAUUUUGGGUGCUCGGAGAUAUCGUUAUCAAAUACUCAGUUUCUAGGGGAAGAUAAGUCGAUAGUGAAAUCUGAAACGGAAUGGUUCUUCUUCUGCGCCCGUGGCAAAAAGUAUCCACACGGUUCGCAGAACAGGAGAGCGACCAAGAUGGGAUACUGGAAAGCGACUGGGAAAGAGCGUGAUGUCAAGUCUGGCUCUGAAGUCAUCGGAACAAAGAGGACGCUUGUCUUCCAUACCGGUCGUGCACCAAAAGGCGAGAGAACAGAAUGGCUUAUGCACGAAUACUGCAUGAAAGGAGUAUCUCUGGAUGAUGCUGCUUUGGUUGUUUGCCGGCUUAAGAGGAACAAAGAAUUUCAAAGUUGUACAAAUCAGAAGGCACGAGCGCCACAUUCAGCACCCGAGAAGAAGCACACGAUCUUGCAAAAUGGUGCUGCUGCUGCUGCUUCAGGAAGCCCGUCUGAUUUGGACGACAUGGUUGAUUUUUACCGUGCAGGUGAAUCAGGGGUUAAACUGGUCAAUGAGAUGGCAGCGACCGCAGAAGAUCUACAGGUGCACACUGAAGAUGAUUUCUUUGCGGAUAUCCUAAGGGACGAGAUCAUAAACCUUGAUGAAAUGGUGAUGUCGGGGAGCACAUCAAACGAAGUCCCAACACUUGAAUCAGCGUCAAUGUCUAUAAGGGUACUUCCGUUACCAAACAUGAUAGACAAACAAAUGGCUUCGCUGGUAGAGGCAAUACCAUCACAGGAGAAGAGCGGAAAAGAGAGCAAUGGCACUGAAUCAUUGUCGAGCUGCUUCGUGGGUCUGUACUCGAUCAAAACGGUGAACCGGGCACGAUGGAAUGUUAUUAUAUGUGUUGUGGCUCUGACUGUGUUGUUGUUUUUUCUAGAGCGGUUUUGUUGUCCUGUCUUU
Molecule: messenger RNA, 1244 nt
Organism: Thlaspi arvense
Lineage: Eukaryota; Viridiplantae; Streptophyta; Magnoliopsida; Brassicales; Brassicaceae
Source: the annotation of a GenBank genome assembly